This is a messenger RNA of Mya arenaria, 1616 nucleotides long. Its product is annotated as cell division control protein 42 homolog. The record is from RefSeq and is a predicted model, not a curated record. The transcript has 4 exons. Bases 557 to 1195 code for a protein of 212 amino acids. NCBI's taxonomy places the organism in Eukaryota, Metazoa, Mollusca, Bivalvia, Myida, Myidae. Gene Ontology annotation, molecular function: GTPase activity; GTP binding. Gene Ontology annotation, biological process: small GTPase-mediated signal transduction.
GUGUCGGUGCGGGAGGGCGGACGUUGAGAGUGGCGUUGACAUCCGGACACGGCCAGUGGACGUAGGGCGGCUCGGGCGGCUGUAGCGCCUGUCAGUGUUUGACAGCUGUGUUAGCGAGUGCACCGAGAUUCUCCCUGCUUAGAAGGAAAAUAUCGUAACAAUUAUUGUUUGAUGCGUGAGAAACAGUAUUUAUUGUGAGGCAACGGUUACAUUAUGUAAACAAACGUUGUUGUUAGAAACUCAGUUACAACUUUGGUGUUAUUAAAAAAGGAUUUAUUUGUUAAUUUUAAUGAUAAGAAAGGUUUAGCCAAAAAUAGUGUUUCUUGUGUGACUGGAUAAUUGCCAAAUAAAUAGCACAUACUGAUCCGACGGAAAUAUUUAGAGAGAAAAAACAUGAAGGGUUUGCCAUAAAAGGAACUAGCUCAGCAAAAAACAACAUAACUAAGAAGCCAGAUCAAUUCGCAGUGUCAACUGUAUACUUGAUAAUGACCUUAUCGUGGGCAUUUUUAAAUGAGCCCUGUGGCCGGUACACAUUCUCUAGGUCCUAAGACCCCUAAUGUCAGUGGAAAGCCGGAGGUACUCCAAAAUGAAGCAGAAGUACGAGUUCCGGGACCAGCGCCCCACAUGCAUCAAAUGCGUCCUGGUGGGCGACGCCGGCGUCGGAAAGACGUCUCUUGCGGCUCGAAUAUCCUCCCGGAAAUUCAAGCCAGAUUACGUCCCCACCGUCUUCGACAACUACGCCGCGACUGUGAUGCUGGACGACAAGCCAGUCCACUUCAGCCUCUUUGAUACGGCCGGCAAGGAAGAUUACGAUCGUUUGCGCGUGAUAUCCUAUAUGAACUGUGACGUGUUUCUCGUCUGCUUCUCCGUGUACGAGCGGGAGACGCUUGAGAGCGUGGAGGGCCACUGGAUACCGGAAAUCCGCCAGUACCUGCCUAAGGUUCCCUACAUCCUGGUCGCAACACAGAUUGACAGGCGCAGCCCAUCCCCUAAUAUGGUUAAUGAUAAACCAAGUGUCACGUUCAAAGAAGCUUCCGAACUGGCUACAAGGUGCGGAGCCGCUUCGUAUAUCGAGUGUUCGGCGAUGACAUCAGAAGGAGUAUGUGACGUCAUACGUGACACAAUAGAGACUGUGCAGAAAUCUCUGGACUGUAGAUCAAACAGGUCCGCCUGCUGUGGCUGCACUCUGGUGUAGCAGAUGAACACAACUAUUUUACUGUGAUUUUAUUGUGGUCCCCGGUGCUGUUUGUAAGAAGUAUCGUUCAGUAAAGUGACAAAAUACAAAAUGUACAGAUACGUCUUACAAACUCGAUGAAGUGAAACAUUCCAUGGAAUAACCUAAGUGCAUUACAUGAGUAUGAUGUAAAAACAAAGAAUAAUGCUCAGCUGUGACUGUCAAGAUUGAUACAUCACAUUGACCUGUCAAUCAUAGACUCUGACUCUGGGUUACACUAGAGCUACUGUGCCAAAUCAGACUAUGAUCAAAAUCAUCGAGCUUGGCAGGAAGCUAAUGUGGAAUCUUGCGUCUAUUCCAUUUUUUGUGAUACAUUUUGCUUUCAAACAUUUUCAAAUGUUAUUACUAUAGAAUAAAAUAAACAUAAUGUUUGUAUCAUUAA